AUGGAGGUGGAGAGCAAGAAUCUGCCCCCCACCCCGUUAGACUCCUGGCAUGAGUACACCUGCCCGAGAUGUGAAUCCGGUUUUAUCGAAGAAGUCACAGACGAUUCCAGUUUUCUAGAUGGCAGCGGCAUAGACGACAGCCCAUCCACACAGUUUGCAGAGCUUUGGGACCAUUUGGACCACACAAUGUUCUUUCCCGACUUCAGACCCUUUCUGAGUAGCAGCUCACUGGAUCAAGACAGCAGGGACAACGAAAGGGGCCACCAAGCCCACGCCGACCUCUGGGGACCAAGCCGACCCCCGCGAUUGCCCAUGACGCGGAGGUACCGAUCCCGGGGCAGCUCACGCCCCGACAGAUCCCCUGCCAUCGAAGGAAUAAUCCAGCAGAUCUUUGCAGGGUUUUUUGCAAACUCGGCGAUUCCUGGCUCCCAACACCCUUUUUCCUGGUGAGUAGCGAGCGUGGUUUAGACCGUGGCUUUGCUCACGGUGAUCCACACCAGUAAAGAGCUGUGAUCUGGUGCCUGGGAGCUCCGUCUCCCCGCUGUGGCUUCUCUGGGAGGAUUGUGCAACCCUUGGGGCCGCUCUGGGGUGGGUGAAACAGCUUCCCUGACUCUCCGCUCCCGUCUGC
This is a messenger RNA of Athene cunicularia (burrowing owl), 628 nucleotides long. RefSeq names its product ring finger protein 115 (gene RNF115). Lineage: Eukaryota; Metazoa; Chordata; Aves; Strigiformes; Strigidae. The record is from RefSeq and is a predicted model, not a curated record. The coding region runs from base 1 to 450 and encodes 149 amino acids. The transcript is spliced from 5 exons.